CUCCACCCCUCACUUAAAGUUUUUCAGCUUUUCAAAGCCCAUAAAGAAAGAUAGACUUCUUAACAAUUUCAAUAUUUACAUGCCAAUGUGGUGAAUCAGACCCUGAUUUUCUAACUAAAAAGACAUCCAGCUGAAAAAAAAUUGCUUAUCAUGGCCAUAGAAAACCACAGCCAAAAGUUUUGUUUUGCUGUGUGAUGGAUCAGGCAUUUUCACCUUUGGGAUAAAUGACUGGAAGUUCUUCAGCAGCUACUGUGACCCUGAAGUUAGGAGGUAUCCUUUGUAUUCCAAGGAUCUGAAAUCAGCUUUGGUCUUGCUUGCUCUCUGUGAUAAGCGGACUUCAGUUGAACUGAAGUAACAAAAUGGCUGAAUUUCCCCGGGUGACGAACAAUGAGGCUUUGAUGGCUUUUACCACCUAUGGAACCAUUGUCGUUGUGAAAAUGAUGAUGAUGAGUGUUUUAACAUCAUACUUCAGAUUAACAAGAAAGGCUUUUGACAACCCAGAAGAUGUUCCAGGCUCCAGAACAGAGGAGAAUAUUAAGAAAUUUGUUCGGAGAGAUGACAGAGUUGAUCGUGUACUCAGAGCCCACCGGAAUGACCUUGAAAAUAUUGUCCCAUUCUUUGCUAUUGGCCUCCUGUAUUCCUUGAGUAAUCCAGACAUUACCACAGCCAUAUGGCACUUCAGAAUCUUUGUUGCAGCUAGAAUCUACCACUCAAUUGCAUAUGUGACACCUUUUCCACAGCCAAACCGUGGGAUGAGUUGGUUUAUUGGUUAUUUAACUACUUUUUCAAUGGCAUACCAAUUGUUGAAGAAUAAAUUAUACUUGUAGCAGACAGCAUCGUAACAGUCAAGCUUUAGGUUAGCCUUUUGCUAAGAAUUUUAUUUCUUCUUAAUCUUAAAUGAAUCAUUUUUCUUUUGGAGUUAAAGGCGAUGGUGGAGGAGAGAAUUAUUUUGAAUGCCACCAUUAAUGGCAUCUUUUGAUUCUAGAUUAGCAUUUUUGUUGGAAGUUAUCCAUAAUGAUCCUUCAUUUUCUACUCUUUUGCCUUAUCAGAUUAAUGAGUUUAAAGCGUUGCAUAUGUUACAUGACUUUUAACUUUUCAAACUUUUACAUAUACAAUGUAAUCAUUUUGGUUUGAGUUAGAUUGCUAUUAAAGUUGAUGUAUGCCGAUAAUGGACUAAAACAAUGGA
Messenger RNA from Trichosurus vulpecula (common brushtail), 1186 nucleotides. RefSeq names its product microsomal glutathione S-transferase 1 (gene MGST1). The transcript has 4 exons. Bases 360 to 827 code for a protein of 155 amino acids. The record is from RefSeq and is a predicted model, not a curated record. Gene Ontology annotation, cellular component: mitochondrion; membrane. Lineage: Eukaryota; Metazoa; Chordata; Mammalia; Diprotodontia; Phalangeridae. Gene Ontology annotation, molecular function: glutathione transferase activity.